UAGACUCGGACAAACAUAAGUUUGGGAAUAUGAUUCAAAACUCGAUGAUGCGCAGUGGUUCUUGUUUACUAGCGUUACCAUGGAAACGGCCAAUUUGCUGAUCGCCAGUGUCGUAGUUAGAAGUGCAUUACGUACCGCAGAGAGUGUUUAACUUAUUGGUUUGAUCGUGUUGGAUAUUUUAUUAAUAGUUUUUAGCUUAGUGUUUGGUAUAUUAGUAGUAGUAAUUAGUGUAUUAUUAAGACAUUUAGUGUAUCUCUAGUGCGUUAAGUUAAGUCAUUAGUUAUUUAACAAUAUGCCUCAUAAAAAGAUAGGAAUCAAAGGGCUGGGAUUGAAUAGCCAAGCAAAGGCAAUCAUUUAUAAUGUUACUACAUGUAUGGAACAAGAGGCAGCACAUUUCAAAACAACCGAAAACCUGUUAAUACCUUUAAGUAAAUUGACGAAUAGGAUUCUAGCAGCGACGGGUAUAAGCAAAAACACCUUAACCAAAAUAAGAAAAGAUGGUAGAGACGUAAAUAAAAAUGGAGCGACUUAUUUAUCUUUUAAAAGUCCAAAAAGAAAACGUUGUCGUUCCAAAAAAAUUGAAUUGAGCAGUGGACAAGUGAAAACCAUUAAAAAUAUUAUAUACGACUUCUACACCAUCGAGAAAAGAUCCCCUACAAUUAAUGGUAAAUAGUUUAAAAGUUAAAAAAUUAUUAGUUAAUGGGAAAUUGAUACCUAUAUUUUUUAUGGUAAAUAAAAUAGAGUAAGUAAAAUUAUAAAACAAUUGUUUGUACACGUUUAGAACGAAAUAUAAAUUUUUUCGUAAACACACUGAUAUAGAUACAUUUUUAACAAAAAUGGUAGAUAGAUACAAUUCUUUUACAAUUUUAUUUGUGGUGACUAUCAUGACGACACCUUAAUUUUAUGAAGUGGGUCAGAAGUCAGCUCUUACCCAACUUACCCAAAAAUUCGGUCCUGUUAGUUGACAAUGCAUCCUACCAUAAUGUAACAAUGGAAAAAAAUGUGACGU
Messenger RNA from Diabrotica virgifera virgifera (western corn rootworm), 1009 nucleotides. RefSeq lists its product as uncharacterized. The record is from RefSeq and is a predicted model, not a curated record. The coding region runs from base 293 to 673 and encodes 126 amino acids. NCBI's taxonomy places the organism in Eukaryota, Metazoa, Arthropoda, Insecta, Coleoptera, Chrysomelidae. The transcript is spliced from 2 exons.